GAGACAGAAUGAGAUGCGAGAAGAAGAGACAGAAAAGAAGUUGAGGGAAAAUAGAAAGAUGAAAACGACGGAGCAGUGCGAGCUGAAGGAGACAGGCCACACCCCCGAACUGACCGGCAAGGAUGAUUGGAAGGAGGUUCCUGUGAAGAAGCAGACUGCAGCCAAUAGGAAGCCUCCGUUGCAGAAGAGCCACAAUCAGGAGGCAGACCAACAGGAGGUCACCACAGAGAUCAGGUACACUGACCACAGACAGCAGUCAAACUCCUCCUCCUACUGCUCCACCCACACCUUCAGCCUGUCCUGCAGCCCGGUGGAGGCCAGCCGACGCGUCAGCGCCACCCUCAGCCCAUUACAGCCCAACUCCACUGAGGCUCAGACCACGCCCCCUUAUCCUGUGACUGGCCCAUCGCUCUGUGAUGUCCAGAGGGAGUGUCAGAGGAAGGAGGUGCAGGAUGCGUCCGACCUUUCAGAGGUGGAGCUCCAUCAGCAGGAAGUGCUGACCGAAGACUCGCUGUCCAAUGAUGAAUACGAGUGUGCAUCACCUGACGAUAUCUCCCUGCCGCCACUGGCAGAAACACCCGAGUCCGGCUUGGUUCAAUCAGACUUUGAGGAGGGCUUCUGUUUCAGUUCCCGCAGCGCCCACGUCAACCAGCACAGCCACCAGGCCCAGUCAGGGCAGAGCGGUACCGGUGCAGUCCAACAACAGAGAGGGUCCAGUCAGACGGAGGGUUAUGCCCCUCCUCCGACCAAUCAUAACAACCCCAGGUUCAGAUCAGAGUCCAGUUCAUUUGUCCAGAGUCCAUUGACAGUUCCUGCUCCAGGCCUCCUCAGCAUCCUGCGGACUGAGGAGGCCAGUGUUGACUUCUUCCUGAGCAGCACUGAAGCACACUUCACCUCCAGAUCCAACCAAGUCCACAAGAGCAAAACCACAGACAAAUUCACCGAUGUCCCUGAGAGGAGGAGCCCCUCAGAGACUGAGCCAUUAUUAAAUGACCUCAACAGUCAGUUUAACCAGCCUCAGUGCACAGGAUCCCAGAGUAAUAGCAACCGAAAUGUCACAUCCAAAAGUGAGACCUUGCCACAGACUGAUCCCAUUCCUCAUCCUGCAGAUCAGAGCCCCACCCUUCAGUCCAACUAUUGUCCUCAGCCCCUCAAUGGUCCAGACACUGAUAUACACAAGGACAAGACCCCUCUACAAGACACAGGGUUCCUCAAAUGUGGUUUUGAUCAGGACACAAAUUUCUCCCAAACCAGAAAGGAAACCUCCGUAGUCUCCAAACCUGACAGUCCCACCAACACCAGUUCAGUUACCCAGCAGAACGUUUUCAUCCAAUCUUCCCAUUCAGACACUUUACCACAGGAAAGAAACAGCCACAGUUCCCCCCACAAAAGCUCCUUAUCACAGAAUAAGACAAAAAACUAUCUGAUCCCACAUGCCAGAGGAUUUGCUCAAAGCCCGAACCUCACAGAUUCUGUUGUCCACAAUGACAGAACCCUUCCACCAGACAUUAGAACAUGCCUACAAACCAACACAAGCCUCCUUCAACACAACAAUCUUCCACAGUCUUUCCCAGAUUCGAGCCUUGAUCAGAGUGAACUUUCUACUCAACCCAGCAAGGAAACAUCCUCAGUGAAGACUGUUUACUGCCAGUCCUCCUCUUCAGACAGUCCAUGCAAUGUGCCACAGGCUGGCAUCACUCUCAGGGCGAAGCAAGACGAUCUACCUGAUGUCCAUGUUCCCAAUAAUACAGAGCUAGAGAGUAACAGAUUCAGCAACAAGCAGAGCCACAUCACAGUCUACUCUGUCCAUGAGUCCUUGACGCAGUGUGUGCAUGACCCUGGCAUGAGCCCCAGCAGCACUGCCAAGCCCACUGCUCCUCCUCUGCCUCAGACCCAAGCUCACCCUUACCCACCUCAUCUACUAACUUCAGACCAAGACCCAGACAUUUGUCAGCCCAUGGCCAUCCGUGAGGAGAUCAGGCUUACUCCUCAGAUCCAUGGGCCUCCCCUUCCUGCUCCACCUCUUCCCCAGGCCCAGGCAGAGUCUCUUCCCCGGGGAAAAGCCUCUAAACCGGGUCCUCCCUGCUUCACCAGAGCUCGGUCUAGAGCUACUGUUAAGGAGGGCUCUCCAGUGACGCUAGAGGUGGAGGUGACAGGACACCCAGAGCCCACGCUCACCUGGUCUGAAGAUGGAGACACCAGCCCAGGCCCAUCGCCGGUCUGUGACGGCGGGAAACACUUCCUGUUCAUUCCUGAGGCGUUGGACUCAGACGGCGGCUUGCACGACGUUGUCAAACAUCAGUGGCUGGUGGCUGAAGUCUUUGACCUCUUCAGUGUAGACUGGCAGACGUGGUUCGGGACUCUGUGCGUUCUCCUGUGGCUGCUCUACCUGAUUCUGCUCUAAGACUGUAUCUGGUUUAUACUGCGGGAACCUUUACUUCCUGUUUUCAUUGUGUCUCACAAUCACGUUUUGUUUGAAACAUUUGAAAACACACACACACAGUGUUCAAUCCAGAUUUUCUCAGUCUGUACAUUUGUAGAAUCUGAUUAUUUAUAUUUAUAAGUAUUCAGAAACACAUGUAUCUGUAAUUCAGAUUCAUAUUUUAGACCUGUGAUAUUUGUCGACUGUGUAAAUGUUCUUCAGGUGAGUUUAUGGACCUGAAACUGGUGGAAGGUCUGAAGAAGGUUGAGAAACCUCAUAAUCAAUGUUUCUGUUAUAUGAAUUAUUUUAUUGUCAUUUUUAAUUAAAUCUGAACUCAUUUUAUUAAAAAUCUGAUUAUGAUUUUCUUUCCAAAAAUAAAAGCUACACAUGGUAUUAAACCAUCACAUCCAUAACAAGGACAAAGUUUAAACGUUUUAUUUAAACAUUACGAGUAUAAUAUAAAUUAAUGAGAUUAUUUUCACUUUCUGAGUCAAAAUUUUGGGUGUGACACUAGUUAUUAUUUUAAGAUUUAAAAUAUCAAUGUGUGACAUUAACGAUAUGAAAAUGUAUUUGUAGAGUUCUGAGUCAAAAUCAAACAACUUCAGAGAAGUUACUGAGAAAAGUAAGCAACGUUUAAAUCUGUUGUUUCGUUUAGAUUCUAUGUUUUCACCAAUUCUAUCAUUUUGGGGCGUUGACUUUAUUUAGACAGGAAUCAAUUGAAAUGUGGAGCAGUGAGUAUUGGGCGACAUCUAGUGGUGAAG
Messenger RNA from Paralichthys olivaceus (Japanese flounder), 3183 nucleotides. Lineage: Eukaryota; Metazoa; Chordata; Actinopteri; Pleuronectiformes; Paralichthyidae. The record is from RefSeq and is a predicted model, not a curated record.